AUGGAAGCAGCCCAUGACUACACUAAGUACCAUACCAUGCCUGAGAUUUCGGCUUGGAUGGACCAGAUAGAGAAAGAUAACCCUGAUGUUGUGUCCAGCAUAGUCUAUGGGCAGACAUAUGAAAAAAGAGACAUAAAACUACUCAAGAUAGGCAUAAAGUCCACAGGGGUCAAGAAGGCUAUCUGGAUGGACUGUGGUAUUCAUGCCCGAGAGUGGAUAUCACCAGCAUUUUGUCAGCACUUUGUCAAGGAGAUUUUGAAUGCAUAUAAAACAGACCCUAAGAUGAAUGAGAUGUUUAAAAACAUGGAUUUCUACAUCACCCCAGUGCUGAACAUGGAUGGGUACAUAUACUCCUGGAAAGACAAUACAACUCGACUGUGGAGGAAGUCCAGAUCACCUGGCACCGGUAACUGUACAUGUUUUGGAACAGAUCUCAAUCGCAACUUCUAUGCCAACUGGGGCAUGGUAGGAAUUUCUAGAAAUUGUUGCUCAGAGGUGUAUAAUGGGCCGACUGCUCUGUCGGAGUCAGAGGCCAGGGCGGUGACCGAUUUCGUGGGGGCCAGGACAGAUCAGAUCCUUUGCUUCCUCACCAUCCACUCCUAUGGACAGCUAAUCCUCAUUCCCUAUGGGCAUCCCAAUAUCUCAGCACCCAACCAUGAUGAGUUGAUGGAGGUGGGUCUUGCUGCAGCCAGUGCUAUCAAAGCUGUUCAUGGUAUGGACUACACAGUGGGAACAUCCCCUACGGUGCUGUACCCAAACUCUGGUUCAUCCCGGGACUUUGCGCGUCUCAUUGGCAUUCCAUACUCCUUCACCUUUGAACUGCGGGACAAGGGUGAUCAUGGCUUUAAGCUGCCAGAGGAUCAGAUCAAACCCACCUGCGAGGAAGCUUAUGCAGGCGCUCUCUCCAUUAUUACCUACGUUCACGACAAGGUCCACGGCUCUGCCGUUACAGCGACAGCCACUCUGUGGACCACGCUGCUGGCCUCUGUCGUUUCCAGCGCUCACCUGCUCUAA
Chanos chanos (milkfish) is the source of this 1014-nucleotide messenger RNA. RefSeq names its product carboxypeptidase O (gene cpo). Lineage: Eukaryota; Metazoa; Chordata; Actinopteri; Gonorynchiformes; Chanidae. Gene Ontology annotation, molecular function: zinc ion binding; metallocarboxypeptidase activity. Bases 1 to 1014 code for a protein of 337 amino acids. The transcript has 8 exons. Gene Ontology annotation, biological process: proteolysis. The record is from RefSeq and is a predicted model, not a curated record.